AUGCAGCGGGUGGGUCUCGUCGUACUGCUCGACGAGAACCAGGACAACCACAAUCAGCUAGACAAGAGGCUUCCAGCUGUCCCGCGCCGGUGGAUAGCCACGCCAGCGGACGAGGUAGCUCUUCCGGACGUCAUGUACGUCGCGGUGGUAGAAAAUGCGCUCCACUAG
Molecule: messenger RNA, 168 nt
Organism: Peronospora matthiolae
Lineage: Eukaryota; Oomycota; Peronosporomycetes; Peronosporales; Peronosporaceae
Source: the annotation of a GenBank genome assembly